Molecule: messenger RNA, 4253 nt
Organism: Brassica rapa (field mustard)
Lineage: Eukaryota; Viridiplantae; Streptophyta; Magnoliopsida; Brassicales; Brassicaceae
Product: ethylene-responsive transcription factor ESR1-like
Biological process (GO): regulation of DNA-templated transcription
Molecular function (GO): DNA-binding transcription factor activity; DNA binding
Source: RefSeq, a predicted model, not a curated record
CAAAUUAUGAAAACUCAAAAACGUAAUAAAAAAGGUAAAAUAUAUAAAACAAACCCCUAUAUUAAUAAAGUAAUAAGAAACCUAAACAAUAAAAUUAAAGAGUUAUAAAAUACAUAACACCAAGAUAUAAAUUAUAUAUUUAAAUUUAUAUAAUAAUAUCAAAAUUAAAUAUUUAUAAAAUGAAAAUAUACUUGCACGAUAUGCGGGUUAAACUCUAGUUAAUGUUAAAAGAAAUACCCUUUUUUUUGUAACUCUGACGUUUUCAUUUGAAACAAACCUUAAGUUCAGAUUAGCUAGCAACACUAAAUUAGUUUUUGGCAUAACUAAAAAAAUAAAUUACCUUAGCAUUUUAAUCCAGAAAAUACAUGCACGACCAAAGUAGUAGUAAAUGAUUUUGUGACAUUGGAAGUCACACGAACAUUUGUGUAUAAGUGAGCUGGAAACCAAAGUCUUUAUAGUUCCCGAGAAUUGAAAAUCUCUCAAUGAUCAAAUUUUCAGUUCCAACUAACUUCCUUUAUGGUCUCGGACUUACCAUAUUGUAAUAAGUAUAACAAUAAUUAUCAUAUUUAUUAAUCCAAACCUACCGUAGACACAAUCUUAUGUCAUGCUACAUGAAUAUUGUAAGUAAAUUUGUAACAAGCGUAUUCGUGGUUCGUACCGAAAUAAGAUUGACAAUUGUGUCCUUAAUUCAGUUUGAAGCCUUAAUACUGUAUAUGUUUUUUGGUUAUCUACGAAGAUUAUCACCCAUACAAACUAUUUUAGAAAUAAAAAUAAAGUUUUCAUUUUAUAAGUUUGUCAUAUAUACACAAAACAGAUGCGUUAUUAACUUUAGAUCUUUAGUGAUGUAUUCUUUUCUAGUUUUGAAUUAUAACUUUUCCGUGGCUUAAUACAAUUCAUCGUUAAAAUACUAUACUUUUCAACGAAUAGAUACGUUAUUAGAAUAAUAGUUCAUCACUAGGAACGACACCGCCAAAUCAAUGCUGUUGUUACAGUUCCAAUCUUCAAAAACAAAAUAAGGUUUUCAGAGUUUACACUUGACACCUAAACAAAGACUUUAAAGAAUCGUAGAAGACGACCGAUAUGCAAGUAACCGGCCAUGUCUUGUCAAGACUAUCCCAUAUUCAUUAUAGUUUUAUGGAUGCUAAACGCAGUUCGAGAUAAUAAGAAGGUAUGAUCAUAUAUCAAAAUCCGAAAUCCGAAGAUGACGAUCCUGCUAAUAUCACAAGUUCACAAUAAUUAUUUAAUCCUGAUGCGAAUUGCAAUCAUUAAAUUGCGGCAACUGAUAUGCUUUUCCAAAACUUGAUUAAACAAUUAGAAUGGCUACAACUUUUUUAAUACUAUAUACUUGGAAAAUUUUGCAUGGUUCUAGUGGAUUGUGUAAUUGUAACGUGAAACAUCGGAAGAUAUGGUAUGAUUAUCAUAUCAAGACAGAAGCAAUAAAUAAAAAAGCAAGCUUCUGAUACAUGAAAUACAUCUGGCCCUUAUACACAUACACGUUUUAGACAAACCUGAAAAGUCAUCUUCGUAGAAUAAUGCCAACACAUGUCAGGUAUUCACUGCAGUGUUUGCUACCCAUAUCUUUUGUUCCAUUCUUUUUCUUCACUUUACAAAAAUCAUUAAUUUUGUCCUUCAUGUUGUCGGUUCUAGUAUUGAAGGUUAUAAUUUCAUUAAAAUUUUAAAAGAAAGCAUAUUUUCUGAUAAUUACCGUUAAAUUGUUGCUGGUCGGUUGUUUUAUAAGUUUUCAAAAGAUGGAUUUGCCGUUUUACGUAUGGACUAAUUAAAAUUAACACAACGAGAAUGCGUCUAAGGUGCAUAAUUAUUGUUUUAUUCUGUCGAUUUGCAACACCCAACAAAACCACUGAUGACUAAGGGAAGAAACACACCAAUAACUUUUGAAAAAUAUAUCUGACAUUUUUGUUUUAAGAGUAGAUAUUUAAAAGUCCAAACUAGUUUUACAUAAGAAUGUACGGUAAAACAUUUUGAGUUUUUUUUUUUGUUACAAACAAAAACAUUUCAAGUGAGAUUACAUGUAAACAGUAAACAAAGGAAGCAUUGUCAAUAUAUCAGCAAGUAACCAAAACCAAUUUUGAGUUCAAUACUGUCACAUUGUACCUAUAAAUAGACAGAAGAAGGCUCCAGCACUGUCAACGUACCAAACAACCGAUCUCUCUCAUCCCUCUCUACUUUUGUCUUUCAGAACACAAACUCCUAAAAACAAAAACCAAAAGAAAAAUGGAAGAAGCCCUAAGAAAGUUCAGCGAGUCUACCCACUCGCUCAUCCCCGGUUACGAACCCGACCAGUAUCCUUUAACGAGAAACUUCACCAACACAAAGUCCUCAAACCGCAAACCGGCUUCAAAAGAGACAAGAGUCACCUCUCUCGGAACUGGCAACGCCACGACGAGGUACCGCGGCGUUCGUCGUAGGCCGUGGGGACGCUACGCGGCGGAGAUACGUGAUCCAACGUCGAAGGAGAGACGGUGGCUAGGAACGUUCGACACGGCGGAGCAAGCCGCAUGUGCUUACGACUGUGCAGCACGUGCGUUUCGUGGAUCUAAGGCUCGUACGAACUUCACUUACCCUGUUGCCGUUGCUGUUCCUGAGCAUAGGUUCCCUUUCUUCCCAAAGAAAUCUUUAACGUCCGCUCGUUCUUCUGUACCGUUGGAUCACUCUACUCAUGAGUUCUACGGUACACCGGCACCGCAGAAGAUUAACAACGACGCCUCGUAUUCCUCUCGCAAAACUGCGCCGUUUAACUCUCUCAACGGCUCUUCUUCUUUUUAUUCCUACUCUCAGCCAAAAACGGCAAGCGUUUCGUCUUCCGUUUACGACUACGACACGGAGUUUUUCCCGCAAGAAUCUUCCGACUCUGGUCUCUUGGAAGAGGUCGUUAAAGAGUUCUUGAAGAAAAACCGCAACCACCCUCUUCCGCCGCCGCCGCCGAUGAUCGGAGAUCUAGAGAGCACUGGUGGUGAUUUGUCUGCUCUCUCUAACGUCUCGGACAGUUUCUUUCAACAGACAACGGAGCCUAUAACGUGGACACUAGAAGGCCACGGAAACAACAAUCAAGCUGGUGGCUACGGUUAUUUCAACGGCGCUAUCCCCGCCGCAGACAGUGAUUUUACGUACGGAUCAGAGGCGUGGGGGUAUCAAGAAAUGUUGAUGUACGGUGGUCAGCUGGGAUGUACUUACCGCAAACCAUGGGGAUAAGCUAGAGAUAUUCAUCAUGAUAUCUAUAUUCUAUAGUUUUCAAAAGUUUCUACUUUUUUUUAUUUCUAUGUUGGAUAUUAACUAAACAGUUGUUAAGUUGAAAACUUGAAAUAACUAUAGACUUUUGAUAUGUGGUUUCUAGAUGAAGUUUAGCUUCUGUAAGUCUUUCUAAUAUUUUAGUUAUAUGAAAACUUGGAUCUUUUUCAGUCUCUACUGUUAUUGGGAUUGCAUUUUUGUAAAAUAUCACUAACUCAGUAACACUGCUGCUUCGAGAAUAUGAAAUUACUAAAUCUUUUGUUGAUAAAAAAAACUAAUCAGUUGUACGAGCAUAACUUACAGAUUAAAUGUUUACAUACAACUUAUAAUAAAAUAUAAAGUAAGUUUUUAACCUUUAUAGCAACGAUAUCGCCCCUAUUUAAAAGUGAAUCUGCAUGCAUACUGAAAAUAGGCUUUUAUUCGUACAAAAGGCAGAGUUUGUCUCUGUCUGACUGUCUCCUCCAAUUUAUCGUGCUCUCUCAAUCUAUCACCAUAUGAAAAGCCAAAUUAGUAUUGCCCUGACUAGUAAUAAAGGAUCACGAAUUUAAACCUGGAUCUUUUUUUUUUCUUUCUUUAAAAGUUGCUUUGUUCUGUGUACAAGUGAAUGAAAAUGGUCCUUACAAAGAUAUGUUCAUUACAUAGCAUAAGAGCAUCUCAAAAAAAUAUUUUAUAACUUCAAAUAUGAAGAUUUUUGCCCUCCAAAAAGAAAUUUUGAAACUUCAAAUUUAAAACUUUAUUUGAAGUUUCACUUCUCAAAAGUUCAAAUUUGAAAUUUCAUAUUUUUAUUUGCAUUUUGGUCUCUACAAUUACACAUCACAUUUUUAAUUUUUAAAUAUUUUCUUGUUUGUCGUAUUAAUCCUAAAAAAAUUCAUAUCUCAUAAAAAAUCAUUUUUUUAUAAAUUUAAGUUUUACACAUAAAGUUAAAUAAAACAUUAAAAAGAGAUUUAAAAUAUUUUAAAACUAGAUUUAGACAACAACAAUACAAAAGAAACAUAACAACAAAAAAA